AUGCGCAGAUCUGAGCCGUUGACGUCAUGUCCGUGGGAAAAAUCGGUUGGUAGUGCAGUCAGCGAAUGUUUAACGACAAAAUUAGUUAGUUUUUAUUUUAAGUAUAUAAAUGUAAAAAUGAUUCUUACUGUAAAGCCACUUCAAGGAAAAGAGUGUAAUGUUCAGGUGACAGAAAAUGAAAAGGUAUCAACAGUAAAAGAGCUGGUGUCAGAACGAUUAAACAUCCCACCCAGUCAGCAAAGACUGUUAUAUAAAGGCAAAGCUCUUGCAGACGAACAUAGGUUGAGCGAUUACUCCAUUGGACCAGAGGCCAAACUCAAUCUGGUAGUGCGACCGGCAGGAGAGAGGAGUGCAGGGGCGAUGGGAACCAGCAGCAGUGUUCAUAAUGAUAAAACAGGCAGUGGUGUGUGGCAGUUAUUGUCAACUGUCCUGGCCAAACACUUCAGCCCUGCUGAUGCAGCUAAGGUCCAGGAACAACUUAUUAAGGAUUAUGAACGUUCCCUUCGACAGCUUAGUCUAGAUGACAUUGAGCGUCUGGCUAGCCAUCUUCUCCACCCCGAGACGGAGGGCAUGGAUACUUCAUACAUGGACUAAACAAACCAUACCAAUGAAAAUCUUUAGACUGUCCCUACAGAUCACCUGGUUGGAAAAAGCAAGACAAGAGUGUGGGAUGUGUUUAAUGUGGACUUUAGGAAGUUUUCCAUUGUGAACUGGAUUUCUCUGAGAUGAACCCUGUCGGGGCACCGGGGAAGGGCCACAAUGUUUACCAUUGUUUUUUCCCAUCAGAGGAAACCAGUGGUUGUUUUAGUGCAACUAGUGUAAAUAUUGUGUGCAAAUUAUUAAAGGACAAUAAAAAAUGUUG
Molecule: messenger RNA, 862 nt
Organism: Paramisgurnus dabryanus
Lineage: Eukaryota; Metazoa; Chordata; Actinopteri; Cypriniformes; Cobitidae
Gene: ubl4a
Product: ubiquitin like 4A
Biological process (GO): post-translational protein targeting to endoplasmic reticulum membrane; tail-anchored membrane protein insertion into ER membrane
Cellular component (GO): BAT3 complex
Molecular function (GO): protein-folding chaperone binding
Source: RefSeq, a predicted model, not a curated record